ACAGUUAAGUUAAAGUACAGGGGUAAAACUCAAACUAAAACUUUGAUACCUGUACUUGAUUAGUUGAUCCGAACGGAUCGGAGAAACGUCUACACUCCACCGCAUUCCGUCACUGCUCCGUCGGAGAUCUCCGAUCAGAUUACGCUACACGCGUAUAAUCUAGUGGACCAAAAUGGCUAGCACAGCUUGUUUUAUGAUCAUUAGCAAAAAUGACAUUCCUAUAUAUGAGGCUGAAGUUGGGACUGCUCCGAAAAAAGAAGAAGCUGCGCAUCAGCAUCAGUUUAUUCUUCAUGCCGCUUUGGAUGUUGUACAGGAUCUUGCCUGGACAACAAGUGCUAUGUUUCUGAAAGCAAUUGACAGGUUCAAUGAUUUGGUGGUGUCUGUGUACGUGACAGCUGGUCAUACACGAUUGAUGCUGCUUCAUGACUCCCGUAAUGAUGAUGGAAUCAAAAGCUUCUUUCAGGAGGUCCAUGAGCUUUAUAUAAAGACUCUUCUGAAUCCUCUCUACCUACCAGGAUCCCGUGUUACUUCUUCACAUUUUGAUACAAAGGUUCGAGCACUUGCAAGAAGGUACCUAUGAAGGCAAAUGGGUAAAUUUAAAUUUCAGUCCUUUUAAUUGCAACCAUUACCCCAUCUUAAUGCUGGUUCCAACUUCUCUACAAGAUGUCUGCCUACACUACACUUUGCUGAAAUUAUUGUUUUUCAUGGGUUAUGUAAAAGUGUAUGUUUUUUUUUUUUGUAUUCUGGCUAAUUAUAGGACAUGGCCUUUUGUUUGUUAAAUAAUGAUAGAUUUUAAUAAAAAAUUGUAUUGUUUAGCAUAUUAUGUUAAA
Messenger RNA from Helianthus annuus (common sunflower), 830 nucleotides. RefSeq names its product transport protein particle 20 kDa subunit. The record is from RefSeq and is a predicted model, not a curated record. Gene Ontology annotation, cellular component: TRAPP complex; cytoplasm; nucleus. Gene Ontology annotation, biological process: endoplasmic reticulum to Golgi vesicle-mediated transport. Bases 173 to 580 code for a protein of 135 amino acids. NCBI's taxonomy places the organism in Eukaryota, Viridiplantae, Streptophyta, Magnoliopsida, Asterales, Asteraceae. The transcript is spliced from 6 exons.